Molecule: messenger RNA, 955 nt
Organism: Drosophila suzukii
Lineage: Eukaryota; Metazoa; Arthropoda; Insecta; Diptera; Drosophilidae
Source: RefSeq, a predicted model, not a curated record
AUGGACCUAUUGUGCACCGAUGGUGUCAGCUAUAAUGACCACUCCACGAGUUCCCAUUACAUUAAAACAUCAAAUCAAAACCUAAACGCCCCAGCCAUCGGACCAGGAAGUGCCCUGCCCAUUGCCAAUAUACCCAGCAUCGCCAGUUUUAUCAACCUGUGCAACAAACCGAUCUGCGAUGACGCUGAUAUGCAGUGCAUCGUCGACCUGGUCGAAGGAACUAUCUGCGAAGCACUGGCCAUAAUCAAGUCGGAUCCCCGCGGUCUCUUUUGUUACAAAUUCCCGAAAAAGGGGAAACUGUCAUCGGUCAGCUUGGUCUCCUCUGGGUACACCGACGCCGCCGUGGCCAACGGAGAGGACGAUACCUCAAUUACAAAUCAUUACACAGGAUUCCUCGGCGUUUCGCUGGACUCUGGGUCCAGUGGCUUGACGCGCAAGAUGCUGACCAUCGGGGAUUUCGAGUACUCCAACGCCAUCGCCGACAUUAGGGAUUUCGUCAGCCGCUGGGAGCUGUCGCCCGACACCAAGUGUGUCGUAAUCAGCAAUCCCAUUCGCCACGAGGUUCCAAUUAAAGGGACAAUCCUAUUUGUGGAUGCCCAUUUCUCCAGGCCAACUCACCGUUGUCCCAAUCCUCUGGCCGUUGCCAAGGUGCGGUUCAUCAUAACCGUGUCCAAGGUUCUACUGCGGCACUAUCCGGUGAUGAUCACCUACCGAUUUGAGGGCUUCAACACGCUAUACUACGGUUUGGGCGAACGCUGCCUUAACUCAUUCUCCUUCCAGCGCUUCUUCAUAGACACCAUCCUACACACCAAGUUGACUUUCUUCGCUGCCAUCUCAGAGUGCCGUCACGGCACCAUUGAGAAGCCUAAGCAUAAUAUCAAGUCUAAGCAUGCCAAGAAGUCCGAUGGUUGACUUACCAUUCACCAUUAAAAACUCUUAUUUUGUUGUCCUUGAA